Molecule: messenger RNA, 704 nt
Organism: Racocetra persica
Lineage: Eukaryota; Fungi; Glomeromycota; Glomeromycetes; Diversisporales; Gigasporaceae
Source: the annotation of a GenBank genome assembly
GUUAUGCUUAUACUGGAGGUGGUCAUAAGAUUACACGUGUUGAAGUCUCUUUAGAUAAUGGUAAAACUUGGCUUCUUUCUAAAUUAGAUCAGCCUGAACUUGAUCAUCCCGUUGUUCUUAAGAGAGGAGUAAAUCCAAUUCCUAGAUAUUGGUGUUGGAGUUUUUGGUCCUUAAUUAUACCAUUUCAUUCUUUCAUUCGAUGUGAAGAAAUUUCUGUUAGAGCUUGGGAUUCUACUCAAAAUACUCAACCUAGAAAUCCAACUUGGAAUGUAAUGGGAAUGAUGAAUAACUGUCAUUUUCGUGUAAAAGUUAAUACAAUUGCUCAAGGAAAUGAAUUCCGUUUAGUAUUUGAACAUCCAACACAACCUGGAAAUCAAGCUGGUGGCUGGAUGAUUAAACCUCCUCCAAAAUUAAUAACCGCGAAACCUCCAGGUGUUUCUACUAUCGAUAGUGAAAUUCCUACCUUUACUAUUAAUGAGGUUGCUAAACAUAAUAAUGAAAAAGAUUGCUGGAUUGUAAUAAAUAAACAAGUUUAUAAUUGUACUGAAUUCUUGAAAAAACACCCUGGUGGUACUUCUGCUAUACUUAUCAAUGCUGGGAAAGAUGCCACAGAUGAAUUUAAUGAAAUCCAUUCCACAAAGGCUAGAGAGAUGUUAAAAGGCUUUUAUAUAGGUAAUCUGGCAACCCCUAAACCAAAAUUAUAA